This is a messenger RNA of Aplosporella prunicola CBS 121167, 864 nucleotides long. RefSeq lists its product as uncharacterized. The record is from RefSeq and is a predicted model, not a curated record. The transcript has 3 exons. NCBI's taxonomy places the organism in Eukaryota, Fungi, Ascomycota, Dothideomycetes, Botryosphaeriales, Aplosporellaceae. Bases 1 to 864 code for a protein of 287 amino acids.
AUGUCUGCCCUUAUAUUCGAUCGCCUUGGGGCGCUAGACGACCAGACCGUAACGACGAUACUCCAGUUUCAGCUCGAAGAUGUCAACGAACGCGCACACGGCCUCAAGGGCAAAGGUGUUGAAGGCACAGUCAGCGAUGCGGACUACGCUCUUGAGUUAUACAGACAGGAGAUCGGAGAGAGUAUCCAAUAUUUAAACGACCGUACCAUGGGAAGGAGCAUCGCCAACGCCGUCCAAUCCGACCGACACCUUCUAGGCGAGGUUAGCCGAGAGGAAGAAAUCGCUAUACACGACCGAGAGCUUGCUCUUAAACUAAACGGUGACGAAGACGCGGAGGAACCGCUCCUUGCGACGCUAGCUGCGCUCUACAUCUCGGAGGAUGUUGGCACAGAAAUAUAUAUUGAGGACGAAGAUGAACUAGUAGGCGACUCUUCAUCUGGCAGACGGAAAGGCAAAGGGAGGGCGGAAACGACGCUUAACCAGUUCUACGAGAUCUACCGAGAGGACAAGAAGUUUUUCGAUAUCACCCGGAACCCGUACGGCCACCACUGCUGCCGCGAUUGCAUAGACCAGCUCUUCCAGGCCUCUAUAACGGACGAGACGCUCUUUCCGCUACGCUACUGCGGGCAGCCAAUCCCGCCUUACUCUAUACGCAUGUAUCUAACCGCCGAUACUCUCAGGGACUUUAAGCGGAAAAGGGAGGAGCUCGAGACACACAACAGGACAUAUUACGCCGUGCCGCGGUACUCGGCUUUUAUCCCUCCUAAAGAUAUCCAAGGGGAAGUAGCCUGUACUCAUGCUGGAGAUUGCCUAAACGACGAAGCUUUACAACAGCUUCUAGAAACGGCGGAGACAAAUAGUUAG